Molecule: messenger RNA, 473 nt
Organism: Cydia pomonella (codling moth)
Lineage: Eukaryota; Metazoa; Arthropoda; Insecta; Lepidoptera; Tortricidae
Exons: 3
Coding region: 92-394 (100 amino acids)
Source: RefSeq, a predicted model, not a curated record
GUGUAGCGAAGCGUGAACCCUGGACCGCGCGUAUAUAACGUCUGCCCACCACGAAUCCAUAGUUCUGUUAUCAGUUCACAUUCCUACAAACAUGAAGUGUGCGGUCGCCAUCGUCCUGGCCCUCUUCGGAGUGGUGACUGCUGUCCCCGUGGGUUCUCCUUCCCUGGGCUGGGGUCUCGGCCCCGUCCUGCUUCCCAGCGCCGUGUCCUACAGCUCAAGCGUCAUUAACCACGGCGUCUCCCUCCCUGUCGUGAAGCCCAUCAUUACCGCGCCCAUCAUAACCUCGCCCAUCAUCAGGACCCCCAUCAUCUCCGCGCCCGUCAUACGCUCCCCCAUCAUAGCGCCCCUCAGCCUGACUGGACUCGGACUCGGCGGUCACGGCUGGCACGGAUAAAUGACGACAUCUCUCAAUAUUGAAACGAUAUUGCUUUCUUGAGCCUGUUACUGUAUUGGCAAAUAUAAUCUUGUUUUUA